UCAGCUGUGGGAUUGUUCUGACCCGUUACAUAAUGAAACCUGUAGAAGACCAGCGUCCUAUGAUAAAUUAUUUAUUUAAGUGUAUUCCUUCAUUUUCAUAUUUUAUGAUUCUUACUGUUUAUAACCAGCUUAUUACCUUGGUGCACAAUGUGUUUAUACCAGGAUAUUUCCUUGCGAUUGUAAUAGCUCCUUCAUUAAUGUUUGCAUCUUUUGUCGCUGAAGUAUACAUGCAUUCAUGGAGACAUUUCUACCUGAGUCAGAGGAUCCUAUUGGUGAUAGUAUUCCCGUUUUACCUAAUAAUAAGUGCCCAGUAUGUGAGUUUGACUCUGGAAGAUGACAAAGAGCGACUUGUGAAGUUGGCCCGGUAUACAUUCAUCUAUUCAUCGACUAUCAUAUCAUUCUUUGACGACUGGCUUCGAUUACGUUUACUUGACAAACCCCGCGUCAUUCUCUAUUGGUUCGGGACUGUUUGUCUCCCCCUGGUGAAUUCUAUUACCCUGGCUGUAGUAUUAAUUCUCAAAGCAGACACAGGAAAGUCGAUAUUGGACCUACGGCUUGUUGUCUUUUUUUCUGCGUCUUCCAUCCUCUUUAGCUUGUUUCUUAUCAAGAUCAUUGAAUACUGGAUGGACAGAAAAGAAGAAAUAAAACAAUCAUUCGCCUGUCUUCAGAGACACAGGAAGGAUAAUGAGCCUUAUCAGGUAUCACAUGGUGAUCAGGAGAUGGAAGUGUUGUCACCCACUGAUUCCAAUGGAGCAGGUACCUCGGAGCAGAACUGAUAAAUCCAAAGGAUCCUAAACACAACUUACAGGAUUCAGAUCUCAGGUCUCAAGUUUGCCAAAGACUGUUGCGUAACCAAGCCGGUCACAUAAUCAGUUGUCAGAUUACUGAUGACUGUUACGGCCCAUUUUGUUUGCUGACAUGAAACACCUUGCUGGGUAUAAGAUGAACAUUUGCUUGAACAGGGUCCAUCUUGCCAUCAUAUUUUUCUUACUAUUUUGUUGAUUUGGUGUCACAAUAUUUGCUUUGCAUAAAGCAAUCAAUCUUGAUUUGACACUAACCCUAAUACCAACCAUUACCAUAAUCCUAACCCUAGCCUCAACCCUAACGCUAAACGUAAGCACAGUUGCAAACCGAAUGCAAACCAUAACCUAAGCUUCAAAGCUAAUACUCCAGUAUCACACUGUUUCUCUUGUAUUGCAGCACUUUUUUGUCUUCCCCCAAUCAUCCUUUCACCCACAACUAUAAAACAGGGAUUUCAGUUUGUUCCCCAAAUACUAAAACUUGAAACUAAUGCAAAUCCCCAGCUGUUUACAUACAAUAGUAUUGAAGAGUAUAUAUUUUUUUCAGCUGUGAAAUGAUUCUGUAAUUGAAUGUAAUGAUUGUCAGGAAUUUGUAUGUAGUGUUGUUCUUUCUGGGUAGCACAGUGGCACCCACUGUAUGUUGUCUGAGACCCACAGGGCUGAGGGGCUGUGUUACUUUGGAACCCUAGUAAUUUCCUGUAGCUGGGUUUGGUCAACAGAAAUGUUUUUUUGUCUCACUGAGAAUUUUGGGCUUUUUUUUCUCUCAUCCCUGCCCUGUCCCCAUAAAAACUGAAACAUACCUAAUAAAACCCUGUUUAGUAUCUGUUAUGUAUUUAUGUAAAAUGACUGCAGUUUUUGGAAUACUCUGUAGGUGUUACUGUCAUUCUUGGGACAAGUGUAAACAAGGCCAGAGAACCAAUAACGCCAUUGUUGUUGACUGCAUUGUGUUGAUGGCAUUAUCAAAUGUGAGUCCCCCAAAUACAGUUAA
This is a messenger RNA of Paramormyrops kingsleyae, 1788 nucleotides long. NCBI's taxonomy places the organism in Eukaryota, Metazoa, Chordata, Actinopteri, Osteoglossiformes, Mormyridae. The record is from RefSeq and is a predicted model, not a curated record.